AGCAGUUUACUUCCUUGCUCUCCGUGGCCGUCAUUCUAGACGUAUAUUCACCGUACGGUGUACGGCAUUCACAUCUCGCUGUGUCAUCAAGGCCUCUACAUGCUAACUCGACACUUUUCAACAACAUGGGCGACAUCUUCUGCGACAAGCGCACCCGAUCUCAGCUUACUCUCCCCGACGACAUCUACCAGCAUCUCCCCUUGAGCCGUUCACCAUUGAAGGACGCGCGUACGGCACUGAGAAAUCAGUCGGAGCCUCCUAUACCGUCUUGGCUGAACGAGGGUGCCGAGGACGAGUCUGAGGACGAGAUUCUGCUUUCCCCGACUAAAGCCAAGAGUGUCAAGAGGUCGGCUUCACCGUCGCGAGACACCCACCACUCAUCCAACAUCGCGUCAUUCCCCGACUUUCCCGCCCUCAAGCGUCCUCGGAGGGAUGAUGGUGUUGUAGGAAAUAGCGACAGCGAGAAUGUCAACAUGCCAUCUUCUCCAAACCGGCACUUUGCCCAGCUCAAUCUUGACUCUCCCAAGCGUGUCGGCGACGGAUCACCAAGUAAGGAAGGCCUUACACCCCGUAGAGCACACUCUGUGCCACCAAUGUUUCCCAGCAUUGACCUCCGGAAUCCACCCAGUUCUCCCAACAAACCUCGUUCACCCAGAAAAGUGACACCAAUGCUAAAGUUCACAAUCCUGGUACAACCUACGAAGAUGGAGUCUAUUCCGGAUGAAGAAACUCAGCAGGAGGAUGGUGGGCAAGGCGUAUUAUUAUCUCUGAAUCCUGCUGAACAGGCAAAAAUUGCAGGAGAAGUGGCAGAGUCGUCACAGUUCAAAGAGGACCCAGCCAACAGUUUGGUAGUGAACACGCACAAGACGCCUGCCCGAAUGAGGCUCACCCCGGGACCGCUGUCUCCCCUGACGCCGCUACCAGAGACACCUAUUUUACCACCACAGCUGCAUGGCAACCUGGAGGACAGGAUGCCCAAUGCGUCGAGUUCGGGAUUUGAGAAAAAUAGUAACGUGAGUAACAACACGAACGUCCAUCCUGAACCCACGCCUACCUCGCAUCCCCCUCUCGAGACUGGUGUUUGUCAAGGUUGUCUCCCACGGUCGUCCAACGCGUCAGAGAAUGCUUUGGACCCCUCCAUGCCUAUUCCGGGUCCAUCUCACGCCUCGUCAUCAAUGCCUCCUCUCGUGCAAGAUCCAACAUCUAGCGCGCAUGUGAAAUCCCAUGCCCCAGUCGUUCCUCGGAAAAAGAGCGCAUUUGACAUCAUAAUGAACGCUUCUCAAUCCACUACUGUCAAAGGAAAGGGAAAGGCGCCUGCAUCCUCAGCGGCCCCCUCUGCAUCGAAGAGUAUUGGCAAAAGCAAGAACACGGAGCAGCCUGUACCCAAACAGUCGUUGAAGAGUAGGAUGAGGCCCAAGGAAGUACCCCAGCCACGACGUGAAGCCAUUCCCGACACUGAUAUUCGGGCUGACGGUGAAGGCAAGGCAGGUCCCUCAGGAAGCAGACCUUCUUUGCCGAUGGUUGAGCGUGCUGCAGAACCUCAUGCAGAAACCGAAGGAGCAACAAAUUCAGACCUUGAGAGUUUGUUCGACGAGACCAAGGCUGCAAGUAAUCCUGAGGCUGAUGCCGUCGUUAAAGACCCUACGUCGAAGUCUGCUAAUCCCGAGGAUCCCCCGCCUACGGCGGUCUCAGACGAACGGCGGAUUGCUGUAGAGAUGCCAAGGCCUUCAAGGCUCGCUGUGCCAAAGAAACGGGCGCGAACUCAAGCUUCUUCAAUCCCUCGAGUUACACGGAGUUCUUCUCUGAAGAAGAAAGAACAAGAUGCCGAAAGAGCAAGUCAAGACCCACGGGUGCGCAAGAAAUCAUUACUUGGUCCUAAGACCUCUCCCAAAUCCCCUUCAAAGUCUGCCCAUACGUCCGUUCCUGCAGAACCUGCAAAUCGUGAACGUUCCUCUUCACCUCUCACUGAUCCACCGUCAGAUUCUGCCGCGGAGUCAUCAGCCCAGCCCGUCACAGAUGCAACUGAUGUUCCUAAAACCCCACGGCCUUCAAAUAAUUUUGCGAGACCCACUCUGUCCAGUCUAGCAAAAACGCCAGCCAAAGCCGCUAUGAACCUUUCUCCAACGAAGUUGGGAAGAUCAGCGUCCAUGUUCGCGCGGCCUAUUGGAGGUUUAAUGCCGUCGAAACCAACUAAUGGAUCCGCUCUUUCGAAUUUAUCCUCGGCGCUUGACAAACUUGCCUGGGCCUCUACAAGUUCUCAUCGUACGCAUACAUUGUCCCGUUCCAGCACUUUUGGUUCUGCAGAAAUGAGCGUGGCAAGCUCAAGCAAGAGCACGACCGCAUCGUUAUCGUCGUCCAAGCCAACACUCGCGCAACGAUCCGUCACCGAUUUCUUCAAGAAAGAUGCUCUACCGAGGCCCGGUCGGCUCAUGUCAGGUACGGGCGGUGUUCACAGGGGGAGACCCGGUAUCUUUCCGUACAGAACAGCUCCAAAAGUCAGCCAAAAGACGCCCUUACCCGUUGUUCCGGCCAGCCCUGUGAAAGGGAGUGGCGAUUUAGAUGGCGACCUGAUGAAUCAGAUGAUCGGCAUUGAACAGACAAGUGGCAGUGCCAAAUCUAUGUGGGAGUCGAAGGUCGUUGCAUCGACGCCUGAGGCGAUGGAAUUGUCCGAGUUGGUUGGUGCACACUUGGUUAAGGGUAAACGGAAAGCUGUAGAUGAGACAGACGGUUGGAGUAAGAAUGCAUCGAGAAGGGCUUCGACGGCCUUCAAUAUGCUAUCCCAAUCCAUUCCACCGCCACCCCCUCCUAAUGUGUCUGGGGAUAUGGGACCCCCAGCAACACCUCCGAAAAGAGAGGGCCUCCGGAGUUCUACGAGUACUCAUCCGUCGGCGCCUUCUUCGGAUGCGUCGUCAUCAGCCGCAAGGAAACCCAACGGACUCGGCCUCAAACGGACCCCGAGCACGAACGACGAUGACGAAGAGGUCGGGCGUGACGAUAAGAGCUAUUCGUAUUCUGGGCGCAAGGUUUCAGGCUCGAAGAAACCUGCUGACCCUAGUCUGAGCAUUUUAUCCGGGAUUAAGGUCUACGUCGACGUACGAGAUUCUAAUGGUAUUGACUGUGGAGAUGUCUUCACUGACAUGCUGAAGCGCUUGGGAGCGAAGGUGAUGAAAAACUUCGGAUCCACGUGCACGCAUCUCGUCUUCAAGGACGGGACGGUUGGUACACUAAAUCGGUAUAGACAACUGGAGAAUAAACCUUUCGUUGUUGGUUUGCAAUGGAUUGUGGAGUGUGCCGAGAAGCUCUUACACCUCGACGAGACCCAGUACGCCAUCAGCCUAGAGGGCGUAAAUAUCGCUGGUGUCAACAAACGUGCGAGAAAGUCGAUGAUCCCUAAACCCAUUGCAUCUACGCGAUCAGACGACCUCUUCUCGGAUUCUCUCGUUGCAGACAGUUCAGUCGACGAGUCCAAUUCAUCCUUCUCGAUCGAUAGUUCAUUAAAACCACUUGAAAUUGCACGAAGACGCCAGAGCACAGUAGCGACAUCUCGUUCCUGAUUAAUUAAUCUAUGAUGACUUUCACGACUACAUGCACAUUAACGCUGACAUAUCACUAUUACAUCGUUCUUUUAUCGUAUAUUUACCCUUUGGAUUUGUCGCACCCUUUCUCGUACGGUGCUGUUGCUAAAUUUGCUAUGUAUCCUAAUUAUC
This is a messenger RNA of Desarmillaria tabescens, 3707 nucleotides long. RefSeq lists its product as uncharacterized. The coding region runs from base 126 to 3554 and encodes 1142 amino acids. NCBI's taxonomy places the organism in Eukaryota, Fungi, Basidiomycota, Agaricomycetes, Agaricales, Physalacriaceae. The transcript is spliced from 9 exons. The record is from RefSeq and is a predicted model, not a curated record.